AUGAUCUUGCAAUAUGCGCUUCUUACGCAUGGCUUGCAUUCUGAAUCUCUGUCGAUGGCGAGUCUCUGUAGUUGCAAAAAUGCGCUGGGUAACUCUGAAUUUAUGAGCAAAUGUACCAGUCGCAAGUAUGACCCAUUUAAUUUGUUUGAUCUUGACUGUGCAAAUUAUGUGUUGCCGGUAAACUUUACAACGUCUAAUGGUUUAUUGCAAGACGUUCGGUUUGAUUCCACAACUCCAAUGUUUAUUGGCAACAACGAUGUUUAUCACUUCCUUCAAGUCACCGUAACAUUUGGUAUAGUUCCCGAAAGAUACUCACCAAAUGAUGAUUUAACAUUUUUAUGGUCAGCAGAAUGGGAAUAUGGAAAAAACAAAAAAUGUUUUCUGCUAGAUAUGACUAAGACAGAUUUGGUCAAGAUGACUCCCGGAGGAAAAAGAUUUUCAAUGACUUCGGAUCCCGGAGAUUUCGAGUUUGGUCAAAGUUACAACUUCACAAUAAUUGCAUCUCCUAAUUUACCUGCACCAUCAAAUUGUUUUAAAGUGAAAUAUAAAAUGCCUGUCGACCCAGAUGUAUUCCAAGAUGACAGUGAGUGCGAGGAUUAUUAUGCUCCUUAUGGAAACAAUCAGGCCUCAAAAUGGUACGCCACUUUUUUGACGAUAACGAAGCAGGAACUAAAUGGAUCAAUACGUAUCAGUUUUAUUGGAGCACCCCCUGGAUUUUGUUUUGAACAGUAUAUCCUCUCUCUGGGAAGGAGUGAUAUUAAGCACCAGACGGUUAUUUCAGUUGAGCAAAUGCAACCAAAACUAAUCCAUAACAAAACAUACUUAAUUGGAGAACACACGUUUACUGGACUAAAGUAUGGAGAAGAAUAUCGGCCUGUUGUUGUUGCUGUUGCGGAAUCUAAACAUGAAGUAAAUAUCAAAGGUAAAAAACAGCGCAAAUGUCUCUGCCAGAUCUUCAGACUGUCCGAUAAUCAGGUUGCCGGCGGUUGCAACUGCAUUCUUUCAGAAUAUCGAGCCGUAGUUUUAGAAAAAUUACAUCGGUCUUUUCUUGCUACAACUGCGGGUCACUUUCAUAGGGAUUUCACAAGUCUUCCGCCGAAACGGGAAAACGCUACUGUUGUGCACAUUGCCUUGUUUGCCACUGCAGUUAUUGCAGUGAUUUUAUUAGGGUUAAUCUACUUUAUGUUUAUGAAAUUUUAUCGUCAGUAUCACCAGCGAAAAGUCAUCAUUCAUUUCGGUUUAUCUUCGAAUGUAAUGAAUGACAAAGUUACUGGAUACCCUAUCGUUUCUCCAUUGAUUGCUAAAGAGCGAACAAAUGUUUUAAUAAUAUAUGCACAUGAUAGCCAACUUCACGAUGAUGCAGUUAUGGCUUUGGCCCUAUUCUUGCAGGAUACACUUGAAUUCAGUGUCCACGUUGGUGCUUUUGAUCUUAUUAAUAUCGAUCACUGGGACAGUGGUGAAAUAGAGAUUAAUAAAAUGGAUUAUGUUUCUUUAUCAGUACAGAAAGCUGACAGAAUAAUUAUUGUGAAUUCGUUCGGGGCUUAUAAAAGAUAUGAAAGUAAAAUUGAUCAUGAGUGUUUAAUUGGUCGAAUCAAUCGCGGAAUCUUUGACGAAUUAUUUGUAAUGCAAAUUGACCAGGCUCUUGGACGACAGUCUUGCAUACUCUCGGUGAGGUUUCCCUACACUCCAUCAUCAUAUAUCUUAGCCCCACUACGUGUCUCAUCGCAAUAUGUGUUGCCCGAUAAUUUGGAACUGCUGCAGACUGCACUGUACAAAUCUGGUCAUGGCCCUGCAAAGAUAAAUUCUUCAUCGCGCCAUCUUCUUUUUAUGAAUACUGCGGUUUUAAGGAUGUCUAGUUUUAUUAUAGCUCACCCAGAAUGGUUUUAUAAGACUCAUUGCGCGAUUGCGCGAGAAACUAAUCCUGCUCAAACAGUUCUUCCAUUGGUUACGGUCAAGACUGACAACGAUUACUCUUCGGAGUUGGUACGUCGUAUUAAUACGGAACUUUAUUCGCUUGAAAAUUCAAAAAAACAUUCUCCAAAGCAGGAUUCCUCUGACGUGAUUAUCUCUACUUCUGUAAAGAAUCCUGAGCCGCCUGGGAAACUUGAUUCGGGUAUUCAUACUGAGGAGGAGUGCAAUAAUGCUGAAGGUUUAAAUUGUAUGAUAAAGUCGGAAAUACCAGUGAACAAUCAAAAGGAGUGUUUCGAACUGAAGAACUUUGAAGGUGGCGAUGUUAAAGAAAAGAGCGAUUCUGGAUAUAUUGGAGAACUGGUUUCUCCAAAUCCUUCUUGGGAAGAAGAAUUUUCAAAGUUUACCUAUUUUUCUCCUCUAGUUUUGGCAGCCGAGGCGCUUAGAGCGCAUGGGUUUGAUUGGGAGGCAGUUGGUUCAGCAGAAGAAGACUUUAGGAUUUAUUUGUCGUUACAGUAG
This is a messenger RNA of Enterobius vermicularis (human pinworm), 2427 nucleotides long. The record is from the annotation of a GenBank genome assembly. NCBI's taxonomy places the organism in Eukaryota, Metazoa, Nematoda, Chromadorea, Rhabditida, Oxyuridae.